UGUUAUCAGCAAGUCAUUAUUCAAUGGGAAGGCGACUUUAGGUGAAAUUGGCAAAAACUGGAGGCAAUACAACUGGACAGAAACCAGAUCCGAAAGGAAAAGAAGAAAGAGAUCCGAAAAGCAUUAAGAAGAAUAAACCCAAAAGAGUUUGACCCGUAGCCGACUCCGUACUUGGAUCGGCAAUGGCUAAUUCCGAUCCCGACAAAUUGAUCGCCAAAGCUGAUAAACUGACAAAACUCAGUUUGACGAGAUGGAAUGCUGAUUGGAGGAACGCCACCGGUUUGUAUGAGCAGGCCGCGAUUGCAUAUAGACUUGCCAAAAAGUAUGAGAAAGCAAAGGAGGCAUUUGAAAUGGCUUCAAAAGGACAGGAGAUGCUCUCAUCGCCGUGGGAUGCUGCAAAACAUAUGGAAUCUGCUGCAGCACUGGCGAAGGAAGUGGGCAAUUGGAAUCAAGUGUCUGAUCUCUAUAGACGUUCGUCUGAGUUGUACAUUGAGUGCGGGAGGUCUCAACCUGCAUCGGAUGCCCUUGCAAAGGGUGCUCGUGCUUUAGAAGAUGCGUCGCCUGAUGAAGCUAUCCGGCUUUAUAAUGAUGCGUGUACUGCUCUUGAAGACGACGGGAAGGAACAAAUGGCCUUUGAUCUGUAUCGUUCUGCUACAAGUCUCUAUAUAAAACUUGAAAAGUACACUGAUGCUGCAACUCUUCUUCUCCGAUGGGCCUUAGCAGCUGAUAAGUGCAGUGCUGCACAUAGCCAGUGCAAGGCAUAUCUUAGUGCAAUCAUCGUGUAUCUUUAUGCCCAUGACUUCCAGCAAGCAGAGAAAUGUCACAAUGAUUGUUGCCAGGUUGAUGCUUUCGCAAACAGUGAUCAAAAUCGUGCUGCUACUAGACUUCUCUCUGCAUACACCGAUGGUGAUGUUGAGGAAAUCAAGCGCGCAGCUCAGUCGAGUACUAUAUCCAAUCUUGAUCACGUGAUCAUCAAGCUUGCAAGAAAACUGCCUACUGGGGAUGUCACUGCAUUGAAGAGGGACACAUCAGAUUUGCAAGAAGACCCGUUGGAUGAAGAUGAUCUUACAUAGUCUCCCACCAUUGUCGAUAAAUCAGAAAAAUGCUUCGACUACAAUUAUUUGGCUCCAAUAAUCUGUAAUUUAUCUUAAAUCUACAUCCUCGUGUUGAUAUGAAUUUCACACUAUUUUAUUUGAGAGUGAACCAUUUGUGAAUAUGCCCAGAGUUUUAUUGAAAUUUCAUUGAAUGAU
Molecule: messenger RNA, 1250 nt
Organism: Erythranthe guttata (spotted monkey flower)
Lineage: Eukaryota; Viridiplantae; Streptophyta; Magnoliopsida; Lamiales; Phrymaceae
Gene: GSNAP
Product: gamma-soluble NSF attachment protein
Biological process (GO): intracellular protein transport
Cellular component (GO): SNARE complex; vacuolar membrane
Molecular function (GO): syntaxin binding; soluble NSF attachment protein activity
Source: RefSeq, a predicted model, not a curated record